Molecule: messenger RNA, 4148 nt
Organism: Stomoxys calcitrans (stable fly)
Lineage: Eukaryota; Metazoa; Arthropoda; Insecta; Diptera; Muscidae
Gene: dre4
Product: FACT complex subunit spt16
Exons: 9
Coding region: 298-3693 (1131 amino acids)
Biological process (GO): positive regulation of transcription elongation by RNA polymerase II; transcription elongation by RNA polymerase II
Cellular component (GO): FACT complex
Molecular function (GO): nucleosome binding
Source: RefSeq, a predicted model, not a curated record
UGUGUGUUGCUCUCUUUGUGUGCAUUGGCGUUGAAUUUUUCAAGAAGUAUUUUGUCUGCAAAAAUUUUACAAGUGCGCCAAACAAUUAGAAGAAUUUGCAAGAAAUUGUCAAUUCUUGGCUUUUGAGCCUCUAACAAUUGCAAUAAGCAAGAAAGCUGGUAUUUUCUUGCUGUUUUUGUAUAAUCCAGCUCGUCUGCGGUAGAGAAGUGAAUUUUUCAUUGGCUGCCUUUGAUUAGGUCGCAAAAAACUAUUUUUCUUGGCGGUCGGUGAGGCGAGGAAGAUUGAAGCAGCAUCAACAUGUCGAACAUUGUGCUGGAUAAGGAUACAUUUCUAAGACGAAUAAAGCGUCUCUAUGAUGAAUGGAAGGAACCCAGCAUAGCCCACGAUGAUGCUCUCAAAAAAGUCGAUUGUAUCAUGUCAGUCGUGGGUGUGGAUGAGGACAUUGUCUAUUCCAAAUCAACAGCAUUACAAACCUGGUUACUGGGUUAUGAACUUACCGAUACCAUAUCAAUAUUUGCCGCUGAUGGCGUCUACUUUUUAACGAGUAAAAAGAAAAUUGAAUUCCUGAAACAAAUAGAGAACUGCAAGGCAGAUGGAGUGCCGGAAAUUAAACUUUUGGUGCGAGACAGGAAUGACAAAGACAAAGCCAAUUUUGAUAAGCUAAAGGGAAUCAUUAAAUCAUCCAAAGAAGGCAAGAAAUUGGGCGUGUUCAUCAAGGAUGGCUUCCCGGGAGAAUUUUGUGAAUCUUGGAAAUCAGCACUGAAAUCGGCAGCAUUUGAAAAUGUUGACAUUAGUGGAGCCAUUGCCUAUAUUAUGUGUCCAAAGGAUGAACCCGAAAUCAAUAACAUACGCAAAGCCUCAUUGGUUUCGGUGGACUUGUUCAAUAAAUAUCUCAAAGAUCAAAUAAUGGACAUUAUCGAUUCGGAUAAGAAAGUAAAACAUGCCAAAUUAUCCGAAGGCGUAGAAGCAGCCUUAACUGAUAAGAAAUAUGUCACCGGCGUCGACAGCUCCCUAUUGGAAAUGUGCUACCCGCCCAUUGUACAAUCCGGUGGAACGUACAGUUUAAAGUUUUCCGCUUUAAGCGAUAAAAAUCACCUACAUUUCGGAGCCAUUGUAUGUUCGCUGGGUGCCCGCUACAAAUCCUAUUGUUCAAAUAUUUCGCGCACAUUCCUGGUUAAUCCCUCGCAGGAAAUUCAGGAUAACUACAAUUUCCUUGUCAAUGUGCAAGAGGAAAUUCUUAAGCUACUUAAACCUGGAGCAAAACUCAAUGAUAUCUAUGACCAUGCCGUAGAAUAUGUUAAGAAGGAGAAACCUAAACUGUUGGAUAACUUUACUAAAAAUUUUGGUUUUGCCAUGGGCAUAGAAUUUCGGGAAAAUUCUAUCAUUAUUGGACCCAAAUGCACUGCCGAGGUAAAGAAGAACAUGGUAUUCAAUAUUAAUGUUGGCAUCUCGGGUCUUACCAAUUCGGAUGCCUCGGAGAAGGAAGGCAAAACCUAUGCCCUUUUCAUUGGUGACACAGUUUUGGUGGGCGACCAAUCACCUGCCAGCAUAAUGACGCCUUCCAAGAAAAAAAUAAAAAAUAUUGGCAUUUUCAUCAAAGAUGACAGUGAAGAAGAGGAUGGCGAUGAAAAGGAGGAGGUGAAGGAGGACAAAAGCUCCCAAAUGUUGGGUCGAAGUAAACGCAACACUGUAUUGGACACUAAAUUGCGUACGGAGACGAAUACCGAGGAGAAACGCAAACAACAUCAAAAGGAAUUGGCGCAAAUACUCAAUGAAAAGGCCAAAGAGCGCCUUUCCAAACAGAAUGAUUCCAAGGAGGUGGAAAAGGUGCGCAAAAAUACUGCCUCCUACAAGUCGAUGAGUCAAAUGCCGCGAGAGCCCGAGGUUCGUGAACUCAAAUUAUAUGUGGAUAAAAAAUACGAAACUGUUAUCAUGCCGGUGUUUGGCAUACCAGUACCGUUUCAUAUUUCCACCAUUAAGAAUAUUUCACAAUCGGUUGAGGGUGAAUACACGUAUCUGCGUAUAAACUUUUUCCAUCCCGGCGCAACCAUGGGUAGGAAUGAGGGUUAUCAAUUUCCCAAUCCGGAAGCCACAUUUGUAAAAGAGCUCACCUAUCGUAGUUCAAAUAUUAAAGAGCACGGCGAGGUAGUUGCUCCCUCCUCCAAUUUAAACAAUGCUUUCCGUCUAAUUAAGGAAGUGCAAAAACGCUUCAAAACUCGUGAAGCCGAAGAGAGGGAAAAGGAGGAUCUUGUCAAACAAGACACACUGAUACUGUCACAAAACAAGGGUAAUCCCAAACUUAAGGAUCUGUAUAUACGACCGAAUAUUGUUACCAAACGCAUGACUGGCAGUUUGGAGGCCCACACCAAUGGCUUCCGCUACAUCUCGGUGAGAGGUGAUAAAGUCGACAUUCUCUACAAUAACAUCAAAAGCGCCUUUUUCCAACCAUGCGAUGGUGAAAUGAUAAUUCUGUUACAUUUCCACUUGAAGCAUGCCAUUAUGUUUGGCAAAAAGAAACAUGUCGAUGUACAAUUCUACACAGAGGUGGGUGAAAUCACCACAGAUUUGGGUAAACAUCAGCAUAUGCACGAUCGUGAUGAUUUGGCAGCCGAGCAGGCGGAGAGGGAAUUGCGGCACAAGUUGAAGACGGCAUUUAAGAGUUUCUGCGAGAAAGUAGAAUCGAUGACAAAACACCAAGUCGAGUUUGAUACACCAUUCCGUGAGCUGGGUUUCCCUGGUUGUCCCUACCGCAGUACCGUCACCCUCCAACCCACCUCCGGCAGUUUGGUCAAUCUCACCGAAUGGCCACCAUUUGUUAUUACACUGGAUGAUGUGGAAUGUUUGCAUUUUGAGCGUGUCCAGUUUCAUUUACGGAAUUUCGAUAUGGUUUUCAUCUUUAAGGACUAUCACAAAAAGGUGGCUAUGGUCAAUGCGGUACCCAUGAAUCUAUUGGAUCAUGUCAAGGAAUGGUUAAAUUCCUGCGACAUUCGCUAUACCGAAGGCAUUCAAUCUUUGAAUUGGGCCAAGAUUAUGAAGACUAUUACCGAUGAUCCUGAAGGUUUCUUCGAGCAAGGCGGCUGGUCAUUUUUGGACCCUGAAUCAGGCAGUGAAGAUGAAAAGGAAGAAGCUGAAUCUGAAGAAGAUGAAGCAUAUGAGCCUACAGAUUUGGAUUCGGAUGUAGAAUCUGACGAUGAUUCUGAGUAUUCAGAAGCUUCUGAGGAUGACAGUGACGACGAUAGUGAAGAACUAGGCUCUGACGAAGAAUCCGGUAAGGAUUGGUCUGAUUUGGAGCGUGAAGCUGCCGAAGAAGAUCGUAAUCGUGACUACGAAGAUGUUGAUACCGGCAAACAUAAUGGCAAACAUCAUUCUAAACAUUCGAAGAGUUCAAAACACAGUCGGCGAGAUCGUGCUGUGGCCGAACAAAACCACAAGAAACGCAAAUCACAUUCUUCAUCGUCUGCGAAUCCUUCAUCAAAAUCUUCUAAAUCCACAAAUAGCCCUGUGAAAUCAUCGCACAAGGAUAAACAUCACGAUCGUAGUCGUGACAAACAUCAUUCCUCGUCUUCGUCGCACAAGGACAAAGAUCGCGACAAGAGCCGUCAUCAUCACAGCAGUAGCAGUAGUAGUCAUAAACGUUCACGCGAUGAUAGUCGAGACGGUGGCCACCAUAAGUCCAAAAAAUCACGUCACUGAAAUCCCUCCAGUUUCCUUUAUUUCUAUUGUAACAGCAAUCUUCCCUUUCCAGUCAAUUCUAUUCUAUUCUUUCUAUUGCAGUUUCAUAUCCCACUUUUGUACUCAUUUUUAAGUUGUUGUCUAAGCCUUUCCUUUCUCUCAUUCUUUUCUACAUAGCAUUUAAAUGCUACCGAAAAUUCGUUCUUGUAAAAAGCCUAUAAAAAAUUAAAAAAAAAAAAUCAUUUUGUUUCUCGUUAUUCUUCUUGGUUUGAUGAUAUUUUUACUUUUACCUUCAUUUUCAUUGUUAUGUAAUUCUGUAUUACAAAAUUCUAUCAUAUUCUCUCAGCAAGACUCUUCAUUCUACUGUUGUCACCAUGUGAAUGGAAAAAAUCCAUCGUUUUUUUCUAAGAAACAUUUUAAGUUUAUACAAAAAGAAAACAACAUUUAUGAAUAAAAAAAUGUCAACAAAAAUUUUA